UUAUAGCAGCAGCUGUGAUGGACUUGUGGUCGGAAAGAUGCUCGGUCGUUAUGUGACAUAUAUGCUUGCUCUACAGGGAGCAGCCAGAACCCAGGAGAAUCCUGCGAGUAUUGACUCGGUAAAAUCACACCAUAGAGCGAAAGCCGCGAGGUGGCUAUGUUGACAAGAGGAGCGAUGCGGGAGGUCGGGAGUCGUGCAUUAAAUAUCAGAAAAUUCAUUAACAUUUGUGGAAAUUAAACAUAUGGUGCAAACGGAUAAGAAACUUGUGAAUUUAAUCAGAAUAAAACCAAGAUAAAUCAAAUCUUGAUUCCCACUGGCCAUUAUAUAUUUAUCGAACUAAAACUGGACAGUUUUCGUGCAUGCUCUUAUUACCGGGUACAUGUUGUUCUGCUUUGCAGUAGGAGAGGAUAUUUCCUAUCAUUGAAGACUUCUUAUACUUUUGGAUUAGUUGAUUUGAAGGAACGUUCUAGUAAAGGAUAACACCUACUACUUCGUCAACUGCGAAGAAAUGGGAUUUCAAUUUACCACAAAGGCAGGAUUUUUGAUCUUUCCAUGUCUGAGCACGGAAGAAAUGACCUGAACAAAAGUGACGUAAUGAUCCUAGUACAAAUUUCGCGUUCACCUUAUAUAUAAUUUGCAAUGUCGACGGUGGGAUCCGACGACGAAGCGUCGGAUGAGCAAACUCGUCUCCUGGAAUCGGCAGAGGAGGCUGCAGCCGAGGUUGAAUCAGGUGACUACGCCUACGAUUACGCUCCAAUGAAAGAAGUCUACAAAAUUCUAAUCGGAAUUUGUUCAGUUGUUGUGAUAAUUAUUCUUUCAAUUGCUGUAUAUCCCUCAAGGACACCGCAAGGUGGCAGCACCAGUGGCGGAAAUGACGUGAGUAACCUUGAGAGUGUAUCUGAAGGUCAAACGAAGGUCAUAACAAAGAAGCCCCACAUCGUUUUUGUUACUGCCAGUGGUUUAGGCUGGAACGACGUUGGAUGGAGAAACUGGGAAGUAAGGUCACCUAAUCUGAACCGUCUGGCAAAAAAGGGCGUGGUCUUCAAUUGGUCAUAUGUUGAGGAUGCAGAUGAACCGACCCAGGAGGCCAUUUUGUCCGGUUUAUAUCCACAUUUUUCCGCAGCAAAUUGUUUGCCGCGAAACGCUACAUUCUUACCAAAUGUUCUGAGAGGUGCUGGUUAUAAAACACACAUGAUCGGGGCUUGGAAUAUAGAACAUAAAAAUGUCAGUUUUCUACCAAAUGAUAUUGGAUUCGACUCAUAUUUUGGCUCCAUAGGCAAGGUAGAUUAUUAUAAUCAUAGAAACUCGUAUUCAAAUCAUUGGGAAAAUGCCAAACAAGUCGAUGGCUAUAACGGGACAUUUCUUACGGACGUCUUUGCGGAUCGUGCUGUGCAGAAGAUACGAGACCAUGUUGUUGGCAAAGACAACAGUCCGCUAUUCCUUUAUCUGGCGUUCCAAGCCAUCGCAGAGCCAACCUCGCCUCCAGUGAUGUAUAGAAUGCCAGAGAACCAUCCAAAUGUCUGGAAAAAACGGCGGAGAGUUUAUGAAAUGAUCUACGCUCUGGACAGUGCAGUUGGUAGAGUGUUGGACGAAAUCCGAUCUUCCGGUAUCGACGAAGACACUAUUUUCAUCUUCAGUACUACAAGUGGUGCGGCUGUGGACGAGGCUGGUUCCAACUCUCCAUUGCGUGGAGGGAAGUUUACCCAAUGGGAGGGCGGAACACGUGCCACGACUAUAAUGCGGAGCGAGAAACUACGGAACAGUACCCUGUACAGCGGUCUAUUUCACGCCGUGGAUUGGUUAGCCACCCUCUCGUCUGCUGCAGGGAUGACGCCAAAUCUAAAUGUCACCGAUGGCGUAGACUAUUGGAGCCUUUUAGUUAACGACUUUGCCAACAGAUCUGUGAUCACCAAAGGUCAAAAUGUCAAAGUCAUUCGGAGAGGGCGGUAUAAACUCAUCAUCGGGAACCCAGUUCGGGCCGAUUAUAAAGGAAGGGUGUUGUCAAAACUUAAUAUAACAGACAUGAAUUUGAAUUGUGUUUUCAAUGCGCGUAAAUACUUCGCGAGCGAUAAGUGCAAGGAUUUUAAUUUUGAUUUGAGCAAUGCGACUCUAUUGUUUGACCUCUACGAUGACCCAGGCGAACUCCAAGAUAUUUCAAUGAGUCACCCCCGUAUUUUGCAAGACUUGAAACUCGAACUUUCGAAAGUUUUUGAAGAUUGUGUUCUUUCUGACGGGCGAAGUCUUCCAGUGGCGGCCACACCGGGGGCUUAAACACACGCCAAGUUACGAUCAUCACAUCCACGGAGUAGAAAUUGGCUAUCUUUGAAAAUUCGUGGAAGGCCUACCAGAGAAUCUGAAUUCAUGUAGUUUCUAUAUGUCCCACGAAAUAUAGAAGACAUUUCAGCAGAAAGGACAGUUGAUAAUGAAAAAAUAAGAUUAUACUUCAGUAGUUUUUGAAACUCAGUUUUCUAUUUUUGAAAUAGUGCGCAUUUCAAAAGUUCAGUUUUUUCGAGACCAGUCGAAUUAUAUCUUUAUUUCAGGAGGCCCUUUUUCAGUCGAGUGGGGGGGGGGCGAUUAAGCUCCUGUGGUCACUCUAAAACUGUCUCUGGGAUAUUCUAUUACCAAGGGAAUAAAUACGAAUUUAAUGAGCUGGGAAGGGGCAUGUGCCAAAACCCAAAAAUGUAUACAUAUACAUGUAUUCAUUCACGGCAAAUUUCGGUACGUUUCAAGCUGGUGCACGACAAAAGAGGUGUUUUGCCCAGACUACAGGGAUAAGUUGUGUGAUAUAGAUCGAUAGUCAUUCAUCAGUUUUGGAUUUUAUUCAUUAGACAAUAAAUAAUAGCCUAGCACCAUAACAAGCCACCCGCAU
This is a messenger RNA of Lineus longissimus, 2869 nucleotides long. RefSeq names its product arylsulfatase B-like. The transcript has a single exon. Bases 640 to 2271 code for a protein of 543 amino acids. NCBI's taxonomy places the organism in Eukaryota, Metazoa, Nemertea, Pilidiophora, Heteronemertea, Lineidae. The record is from RefSeq and is a predicted model, not a curated record.